AUGGUGUUGGUUAAGUAUCAUUGUGUCGAAAGUGAGUCUAUCAAGCGUCCCUCUGAUGUCUUUCGCGUUUUUCAGGCUCUAUGUCAAUUCGUUAUACAACCGAGCCUUCAACCGGCAUGGCAGUUGGCCAGGGAAGUUGCAGAGGCGGCCCUGCUAUCCAAACCGGAACCAGGCAGGCGCAUAGCACUUUUCCCCUGGAUGUUCGAUCCUAAAUAUCAUGAACUGGAAUCGAACUCAGUUCAAAAAAGUGGCCUGAGUAGCACGUUCGGUCGCUUCCCGCUUCCCGGCCGUCAGAGGAAACGUGCCUCGGCCAAACCUUGUCACGGGGACUCUUUGAGCGAAUCGGAUGGCUCAAACAGCGAUAGUGACUCCGCUUCACAUUCGACCGGACUUCGUCAAGCCCAUUCUUCCUCAACUUCCCUCAGUUCUCUAGGCAUCAUGAAGCGCUCCAAGUUCGGGAAACAUUCGAGAUUGAAUCAUGCACCAUCGGGUUUUUCGAACAAAGACCUGGCCAACAGCUUCGAAUUCGAGAAUUUACGAUUUAUUAAUGUGGCUUCUCGACGCGUCUUCGUGUGUUGUGCAUGCGGUGGCGCGGGAGAAGAAGCCUUACCUCACCCAGACUUCGACCAACAUGCUGUUGGCACGAGAAAGAACCAAAUGGAUCAGGCUUCAUCCGCAGUUGAGCUGCAGUAUCCGGAAAUUGUCGCUUGCGUCGGCGGCUGUGGCAACUAUGUCCACCCAGCUUGCGCGCGCACUGUAGAUCUACCGGUGAUGAAGAGCAAACCGACGGCAGCAACCACUGUCAACGGGCCGUCCAACCAAGACCCGAAGGCAGUUCUGACGGAAGGUACUUUGGAACAUGGUGUCCCCAACGAACCGGAACGAGUAGCAGAUGACGCUCAGGGACACCGUUCCGGUUUCGUUUGUGAAUUGUGCCUGUCCGGACUGAGACGAUGUUUCAUCUGCCAUCUCACCCAACCAUUUGUGCCCCUGUUUGCUCGUCCACCAACUCCGAUUCCAGAUCAUUCAACGGCCGUUGAUGACAUAUCCACGCCGACAGUUAGCGUUCCUUCUUCUCCCACCCGAACUGAAGUGCCUCCUAACGACCCUCUCUCGACUACUGUAAAUACAGUCCCUGAAAUUCCCGCCUCCACACCGCACGAGAAUGAAAGGACUGAGGAAGCGGACCAGAUGAUACGUUGUUCCGUCAAACCCUGUCGAAAGUGGUUUCAUCCAAGCUGCCUACGAAAGCCACCUUUCAGCACUGUGGUACGCGAACGACGUGCCGGUGCCUUUUCAUGCCCAUCUCACACAUGUCUUGCUUGUGUGGUGGAAACUCCCGGAACGAUACCUCGACCAACUCCCCGCUACAUCCGCUGUUUCCUUUGUCCUGCAGCAUACCAUCCAGGCGACUGGUGCUUACCAGCUGGGAGCAAAGAGAUUGCUCCAAACUGGAUCAUAUGUCCUCGGCACUCGUUGGACAACUACCAAUCCCUCAGUUUCAUCCCUGACAGUCUGAAAGUCCCGUUCCCUGACGCCGCCCUGGCCACCAUGUUCCGAUCCACAAACGUCUCGUGGUGUUUCAUCUGUUCCAAAGGUGGCCGGAUUAUUUGCUGUGAAAGCUGUCCUGCCUCGUUCCACGAAGAUUGCUUGAAGAUUGAUGAGGUCCCCGAUAAGUUCGUUUGUGAGGACUGCAUGAAUGGCCGAUCGCCACGAUAUGGUGAAAUAAUGUGGGCCAGAUUGCCACCCAGUAUGAACUCCAUGAAACACGUCACUUCCAACCCACACUCCUCAACAGUUGGCAUGGAUAAACGGUUACCGACAGAUUGCGCUUCUUUAACCACUGGUGUGUACUGGUGGCCUGGCGAGGUGGUACAUCCUCGUCAUUUGCCGGCCAAUCUAUCUCAUAUGAACGCAAUCACGGGUGGAGCAAUUUGUCAAACCAUGUCAAACGAACCAAGUGACACCCAAACAGUCCCGUAUGAUCGCGCUCUCGGAUUGUUCCCACUACGUCUGUUCGGAUUGUCGCACACGCGUUGUGACGAAGCUGGGGGCCAGUCCGUAUAUCCAGUGUUUUUGUGGACAACCAGAGCUCGCCUUUUUCCUUACGAGGAGGGAGAUGACCAACGAGGAAAUAGUUCAAGUUCUGACUCCAGUGACGACGAGUCUGGCGGAAAACAUCGUCGGCGUAGCGGUUGUAUGGACGAUGGUGAAGACGAGGAUCCACUGCUGCAGUUGGGGCCCAACAGCAAUGAUGGUUCCUCGAAGGAAAACCAACAGCCCUCUUCGUCUCCAUUGAAACAGGAUAAAACGUCGUCUUCUCCCCCCACACACCCUACCUCCAAAGCACCGGUGAACGUUCCCAAUCUGCGACCUCGUUCAACCCGAUGUCAGCGCUUACGUCCCUCGAAAGACGGAAAGGCAGCGAAGCGGUUGGAUCAGUCCUCUCUCGAUCCUGCUCUAGCUGCGAAACGCAAAGAAGUCUAUGCUGCGGCCGUAAAGCAGGCAGCUGAUGGUUGGUCGGGCAGGCACGACCGAUUCGGUCAACUUCUGGGUCGGACACGGAGACCCGAUUAUUACAAACCGAUUAAGGUGAACUGGCCUUUGGGAUCCGUCCGUAUCUAUCGACUAACCGACCCAAGCGAGGCACCUCGUUGUGAGUGCAAACCAAACUCAGGAGGGGAACCAUGCGGUCCAUCCAGCGGAUGCAUCAACCGCGAGCUUCACUAUGAAUGUCUACCCAGUGUGUGUCCAAACGGAGAUGCGUGUCAGAACCAACGGUUCACCAAACGGCUGUAUCCGCGGCAGCGCCCGUUCUGGACAGGAAGCGAGCGCGGUUGGGGCUUGAAGACACUGGUACCCAUCAAGGCGGGCUCAUUUGUCAACGAAUACAUUGGCGAUUUGAUCGACGAAGAGGAAGCGAACCGACGUCUGCGAUUCGCUCACGAGAACAAUGUCACAAACUACUAUAUGAUGAAAUUGGAUGCGCAACGCAUUAUUGACGCAGGCCCAAAGGGCAAUCUGUCGCGGUUCAUGAAUCAUUGCUGUGAUCCGAAUUUGAAUACACAAAAGUGGACCGUAAACGGGGACAAUCGAAUAGGGCUAUUUGCUGUGCGUGACAUAGCAGCUGGUGAAGAACUCACGUUUGACUACAACUUCGUGGCUUUGGGUCAAGAACGCCUCAAUUGUCGUUGUGGAGCUGAAAACUGCACAGGGUUUCUCGGUGCAAGCACAUCGGCAAAUGGUCAACGAAACGGGGACGAUGAGAACCCAUCAGAGGCGGCCAGCACUUCUCGUGGGAGGCGGAAGGAGGCGGCUAACACAGAGCCAAAUAAGUCCACUAAUGGGGUUGAUACCAAUGGAGGUCGGCCACACUCAUCUGGUGCACCCGGACUGUCUAACUCCAUCACGCCGUGCGCGCUGGUCAGAGAGCUACGCCACGAACACCUCUGUUAUCGAUGUGGCAUGUCUGAACCGCCUGUGAAACAAUCGGUUGAUGCAGUUGAUGGAAUCAUUGUCAAAGCCCCCGGGGUGCAAAUCAAACCGCACCCUACUACUAAACGCGGUCUUGAGCGUGAACUGGAGGAACUAGUGGCUGGUGCGGUAAGCUGUUCACCGGUGAAAGAUCUCACCGCUAGUCGGACAGCGAAGCGUAUUCAGUCCAACAACCCCUCCAAACAGAAUGUGGGAGCACCGGAGACCUUGGGGAGCGUGGAUGACAAUGCCAGUGCUCCGGAUGUAUCCUCAGGUCUUGUUUAUUGUACAAAGUCAGAUUGUCCCAAAGUGUUUCAUCUUCAAUGCCUUGACUUGGAUGCUGCUCCUUCAGGUCGUUGGUUCUGUCCCUGGCACCAUUGUGACGCCUGUGGACGACCUUCGCAUGUGUUCUGCUGCCUUUGUCCCUCGUCUUUCUGCCUGGCUCAUGUGGAAGGAAGCAUAGCCGUCCUCCCCCCAAUCAAAAUGCACAAACAAAUGAUCACUCGUCGUUCGACAAAGAUGGAAGCUUCUUCUCGUAAUGAAAAGUGCUCACGGCAUUCAAAGAACGCGGAUAUCGCAUUAGCGACAUCGUUGGCUAGGGUUGUCUGCAUGUCUCACAGUGACGCCAUCCGUCAGGCCAACGAAAGUCCCGUGGGCACUCGAAUAACCCAUGGUUCUAGUGCUCGAAAACCGCUGACUUCCGUUGAACCCUCCUUCAACUGCAUGGAUUCACAUACUGGUUCCCACCAGCUACGGACUCGCCGUUCUGACCUCCCGGGUGCUCUGGACGCCUCCAAUGAGACUAGCGCACCGCGUAAACGUUUCUUCUCACUUCGUUCACCCUCGUCUGCAACUCGCGGUUCACGAAGCAAACAACCGGGCACGUUUAGUCUAAAAGCCAAAACGGACAGUCCGAACAUGCGAACGCGUCCGCAGAUUCCGGAAUGUGUGAAUCCUUUGAUCAGCCCUCAGAGUAUAUUGUGUAUUUCGGAGGAGGCGAAUUUACUGACCGAAAGGUCCGUGGUUCGAGCCCGACCUCUGCAUCUCGAUUUCCCCUGUCUAGGCUUGGGCAGCCUGGCAGUAUCCCAACCCUUGUGCUGCCUUCGGGUGGCGUGGCAGCUGGGCACCGAAAGAGCGUUUCAGCUGAACGACUUUUUUGUGCCAAACACUUGUGUGGCUCCAAGGACUACUGCUGAGACUCACUCCGGGGUAAUUUAUGGGACUUUUGUGGUUGAUCAUGUUGACAGGACUUUCACGACCGCAGCAAAAGGGUAUCAGUAUAAACAGUUGGCUGGUGGGAUCGUGUGA
Messenger RNA from Opisthorchis viverrini, 4782 nucleotides. RefSeq lists its product as hypothetical. Gene Ontology annotation, molecular function: protein binding; histone H3K36 methyltransferase activity. The record is from RefSeq and is a predicted model, not a curated record. Gene Ontology annotation, biological process: regulation of DNA-templated transcription. The transcript has 16 exons. Lineage: Eukaryota; Metazoa; Platyhelminthes; Trematoda; Opisthorchiida; Opisthorchiidae. Bases 1 to 4782 code for a protein of 1593 amino acids. Gene Ontology annotation, cellular component: chromatin; nucleus.